GUUUGUUUGUUUGUUUGUUACUUUGAGGGGGAAAUUGAAACAGAGAAAUCGAGGAUGAAGUGAUAGAAGGAUGGAGGAAACAUGGAAUUGAAAAUUAAGAUGAGGACGAAAAUUAAGGUGUUGGGUCUUGAGCCCCCCUAGGGCGGCAAGUCAUUGCCAAAAAUCGAGAGAGAGAGAACAAAAUCUACGCGCACACAAUUGGAGGAGCUGUGUGUGGAGCCCAAAACUCCGCAUGGAAAUUGUUUUCUCUGUCAAUGAAAAUGAACCGGACAUUUUAGUACAGCAAACCUGCUGCGCUACUCCCGAUAGCCAGUAGAGGGCUCCCGGGACCAGCAGAAAGGGGAUUUCUCCCGGGAACUGAAGGGGCUCCUGCAUGCCUUGGCUGUUUUCCCGCGGAGUUUAAGAGGCGGACCGGAGCGGAGACGGGAACGGGAACGUCCUGAGCGUGCCGGUCACGAUCCGGCGGGGCGGCUCGGAGAACAGCCUGGACCUGGACCGGCCCGACGGCAUGGGCCUGGACUUCCACCGCGGCCCGCUGGGCAUCGACGGCCUGCAGCAGAAGAUCCUGAAGCUGACGGAGCAGAUGAAGAUCGAGCAGACGGCGCGCGACGAGAACGUGGCCGAGUACCUGAAGCUGGUCAACAGCGCCGACAAGCAGCAGGCCGGCCGCAUCAAGCAGGUCUUCGAGAAGAAGAACCAGAAGUCGGCGCAGAGCAUCGCGCUGCUCCAGAAGAAGCUCGAGCAGUACCACCGCAGGAUGAAGGAGGGCGAGGCCAACGGCUCCAAGACCUCCUCCUCCAGCUCCUCCAAGGAGGGCAAGGACUCGUCCAAGGACAGCCUGAAGGACGUCGCCAAAGACGGGCCGAGAGAGGGCGUCCGAGACGCCCUGAAAGACGUGACGAAGGACAGCCUGAAGGACAUCAGCGGCAGCGGGCGGCACCCGGCCAUCGACAAGGUCCGGACCAUCGGGCCCGGCGUGUCCCUGUCGCCGCCCUUCUUCUUCAACAAGUCGCGCGAGUUCGCCAACCUCAUCCGCAACAAGUUCGGCAGCGCGGACAACAUCGCGCACAUGAAGAGCGCGCUGGAGCCCGGCGCGUCCUCCUUCCUGCCGGACGGCGCGGCGCGGGCCCUCAGCGGGAGCGCCACCACCGUCGCCAAGGCCAAGUACCCCAGCGACGACGAGUGCUCCACCGGCACGUCCGUGUCGGCCGAGAGCAACGGGGCGGCCGCCGCCUGCAGCCCCGACGACCCCCACGGCCGGCUCGCCGCCCUGCUGGACGAGGCGCGCGACAUCCGCGACGCCCAGGCGCAGCUCGCCGACGACAUGGACGUCCUGCGGGUCCAGUUCAAGAGGGAGUACGACUUCGUCACGCAGUCGCUGCAGGAGGAGAAAUACAGGUACGAGAGGCUUGAGGACCAGCUGAAUGACAUCACCGAGCUGCACCAGAAUGAGACGGCUAACCUGAAGCAGGAGCUGGCCAGCAUCGAGGAGAAAGUGGCCUACCAGGCCUAUGAGCGGGCCAGAGACAUCCAGGAGGCGCUGGAGACGUGCCAGACGCGGAUCUCCAAGCUGGAGCUGCAGCAGCAGCAGCAGCAGGUGGUGCAGCUGGAGAGCGCCGACGCCAAGGUGCUGCUGGGGAAGUGCAUCAACCUGAUGCUGGCCAUCGUCACGGUGAUCCUGGUGUGCGUCUCCACGGCGGCCAAGUUCUCGGCGCCGCUGAUGCGCAGCCGCGCCCACGUGGUGUGCACCUGCCUGGCCGUGGCGCUGCUCGCCGUCUUCUGGAAGAACUGGGAGCGGCUGCACUGCGCCGUCGAGCACGUGACGGCGCCCAGCUGAUUGGGAACCGGGGGCGGAGCCGCGCCCAGGGGGGUUGCGGGUUAUGGCGUUAUAGCGCGUUCAUCUCAGAAUGGCGCGUUUGUCUUGCCGUCUCCGAUAUCCCCUCCGGUUCUGCCUCAGAAGAAACGGCCCCACUUCAGCAAAAGCAACCCCCCC
Molecule: messenger RNA, 1993 nt
Organism: Conger conger (European conger)
Lineage: Eukaryota; Metazoa; Chordata; Actinopteri; Anguilliformes; Congridae
Product: transmembrane and coiled-coil domain protein 3-like
Exons: 6
Coding region: 509-1837 (442 amino acids)
Cellular component (GO): endomembrane system
Source: RefSeq, a predicted model, not a curated record